Messenger RNA from Sarcophilus harrisii (Tasmanian devil), 2348 nucleotides. RefSeq names its product ETS domain-containing transcription factor ERF-like. Gene Ontology annotation, cellular component: nucleus. Gene Ontology annotation, molecular function: DNA-binding transcription factor activity, RNA polymerase II-specific; sequence-specific DNA binding. The record is from RefSeq and is a predicted model, not a curated record. Gene Ontology annotation, biological process: cell differentiation; regulation of transcription by RNA polymerase II. Lineage: Eukaryota; Metazoa; Chordata; Mammalia; Dasyuromorphia; Dasyuridae.
GCGACUACGGCGAGUUCGUCAUCAAGGACCCCGACGAGGUGGCGCGCCUGUGGGGGGUCCGCAAGUGCAAGCCCCAGAUGAACUAGGACAAGCUGAGCCGGGCCCUGCGUUACUACUACAACAAGCGCAUCCUCCACAAGACCAAGGGCAAGAGGUUCACCUACAAGUUCAACUUUAACAAGCUCGUGCUGGUCAACUACCCCUUCAUCGACGUGGGGCUGGCCGGUGGGGCCGGGCCGCAGAGCGCGCCGCCGGUGCCCUCCGGGGGGGGCCACUUCCGCUUCCCCCCCUCGACGUCCGAGGUGCUGUCCCCCACGGAGGACCCGCGCUCGCCGCCGGCCUGCUCGGCCUCCUCGUCGGCCUCGUCCCUGUUUUCGGCCGUGGUGGCCCGCCGCCUGGGCCGGGGCUCGGUCAGCGACUGCAGCGACGGCACCUCGGAACUGGAGGAGGACCCCAGGGCCCGCCCCCCGGGGCCCCCCGAGCUGGGCGCUUUCCGGGGGCCCCCCCUGGCCCGCCUGGCCCCCGACGCCGGCGUCUUCCGGGUGUACCCGAGGCCCCGCGGGGGGCCGGAGCCCCUGAGCCCCUUCCCCGUCUCCCCCCUGGCCGGCCCCGGCUCCCUGCUCCCCCCCCAGCUCUCCCCGGCCAUGCCCGUGACCCCGACCCACCUGGCCUACAGCCCUUCCCCCACGCUGAGCCCCAUGUACCCCGGUGGGGGCGGCGGUUCUGGGGGGGGCUCCCACUUCUCUUUCAGCCCGGAGGACAUGAAACGCUACCUCCAGGCCCACACCCAGAGCGUCUACAACUACCACCUCAGCCCCCGCGCCUUCCUGCACUACCCGGGGCUGGUGGUCCCGCAGCCCCAGCGCCCGGACAAGUGCCCGCUGCCGCCCCUGGCCCCCGAGACGCCGCCCGCCCCCUCCUCGGCCUCUUCCUCCUCCUCGUCCUCCUCGUCUUCCCCCUUCAAGUUCAAGCUGCAGCCCCCGCCCCUGGGCCGCCGCCAGCGCGACCGGGAGAAGCCCCCGGCGGGGGCCGAGAAGGCCGCGGGGGACGUCCCCCUGGCCCCUGGCCCGGCCCCCCCCCAGAUCAAGGUGGAGCCCAUCUCCGAGGGCGAGUCGGAGGAGGUGGAGGUGACCGACAUCAGCGACGAGGACGACGACGACGACGGGGAGGUCUUCAAGGCCCCGCGGGCGCCCCCCGCGCCCCCCAAGGCGGAGCCCGGUGAGGGCCCCGGCCCGGCCCAGUGCAUGCCCCUCAAACUGCGCUUCAAGCGGCGCUGGAGCGAGGAUUGCCGCCUGGAGGGGGGCGGCGGCGGCGGGGGGCAGGAGGAGGAGGACAAGAAGGUCAGGGCGGGGACCCCCCUGGCGCCGCGGCGGGUCAGCGCCGACCUCCAGCAUGCCACUGCCCAGCUCUCCCUGGAGCACCGAGAUUCCUGAGGGGGCCGCCCGCCCCCGCCCCGCCCCCACUUCUGCUGCCUUAAUUCUGCCCUCCCGGGGGGGCCGACCGGCGGGGGAGGGGAGCAGCCAGCUCUUGGGGAUCCCUCCCCCAGGCCGGGCCCUUGCGGGGCCCCUCUUCUGGACCCUUGCCUGCUUCCUCCUGCCCUCUCCCCUUUUGUAUAAAACUUUGGUUUUCUUUUUUUUUUAAAAAAAAAAAAAUGGGUGGGGGGGGGGAUCCCAGAGCCUCCAUCUCUGUAUUUAGGCCCUGGGGAGGGAGGGGGGGGGUCAUCUUUCAGGGGAGGGGGCUGACCUCUCUGGGGCAGUUUUUAUUGGAACCGAGGUUUCCCUUCCCCUGACUCAGAAGUGCACAGGAAUUAAAUAACUACAGCUUAGGAAAUGAAGCCUUGAUUUCCCCCCCUCCCCUUGGGGCCAUAGCACAGUCUGUCCCCUCCCCCAGCCUUUUUGUCCUCUCUUCCCUGCUCCCCUUCGGGUCGGGCGGGGGGGGGGUCAGUGCCCGGGGCCGGCCUUGCCCACCAGGUCUGGGGUGGGGUGGGGGAGGGGAGGGGACAGCUUUGUACUUAACCAAAAACUUCUUGGGGUGGAGAGGGAGGUGGCACUGCCCUCCUGGGGGCCACAAGUCUCUCUCUCUCUCUCUACAAGUGGCUUCUGCCCCCUCCCUCUUGCCCUUCCCUCCCCUCGCCCCUCCUGUCCUCCCGUAAGCUCUCCCUGGGGGGAGGGGGGCCCCAAACCAAACAGAACUGGAACUCUGGGGGGUGGGGGGGACACAAUCAGCCUUAUUCUGUAUAGCAGGGGUGGGGGCCGGGGGAGGGACCUGGAGAAUGUAUCGGAGACAAUAAAAUUUUGGGAUCUUUAAAAAAAAAAAAAAAAAAAGAAUUUUGAGUAGGAGAAACCAUC